AUGGGGGAUGGUGCCAUGCUUGGCUUGCUCAGAGGAUGCGUCUGCGAUGCGGACGAUGUUCAUCCACAGCAGUUUCACAAGCCGCUUGUGCAGCUCGGGGAGCACGAGGAUGCACUGGAGAUCCGGGUUCCCAGACCCAAGCACCUCAUUCCCCGCAUGCAGACGUACUCCUCCUCUCCAGACCAGCCGCUGCUUGGCGUUCCGAUUCGAGAGGGUACGCUGUGGCACCUGUCAGCACAGGACCCUGCUUGCUUCAGUGUGUCCUUCCUCAUGAUCUCUCAGCAUUGUCAUGCAAAGCUUUUCGUAGCUGGGCAGCUGCAAUGGUCACAUUGCUGA
This is a messenger RNA of Symbiodinium natans, 336 nucleotides long. NCBI's taxonomy places the organism in Eukaryota, Dinophyceae, Suessiales, Symbiodiniaceae. The record is from the annotation of a GenBank genome assembly.